AUGUCACAAUACUCUGCGCCUUCGAGUCACCAGUAUCCGGACAGUUCAGGGCUGCAGGUCGUUCAUGACUCGACGGCACCCGAAGUGCGGCCUGACGAGGGUAAAAUAUUGUACGGAUUCUAUGGGCCGAAUACCGCGAAGUUACCCAGCGAAGGGAGCACAUUUCCGAGUGAUGGGAGAACCAUCACCGCCGAUGGCAGGACCAUAGACGGUAGGGCCGCAUCCUUUGAUCCAGCAGCCGCGCCAGAAGCAGUACGAGAAGAACCCAGCCCCAAGUCCCAUCGACGAAUGUACAUCAUCAUCGGAGUAUUGGUGGCUAUCGUCGUUAUCCUAGCGGCAGUCUUGGGUGGUGUUCUUGGUUCAAGGGCUGCGCAGUCAAACAAGAGUUCAUCCGACAACAGUUCAUCCAACAGCAGUUCAGACCAACGAUCCUCGACCUCAACUGCAUCUACCGCAUCGAGUUCGCCCACGACCGCCCCGUCACAAGUAGCGAUUGCCCCCAAAUCUCAUCUUGCCGCGGUCGCAUGGCAGAAUGAAGGAAGUUUUACUCGAUUUCUCUUCUACCAAGACUCGAAUGGGACACUUCGACAAUCCCUCGCUGCCGGCUCGGACUCGGUCGAUAAAGCUGCGUGGGAAAACCCAAGCAAGCUCACACCAGAAUACUCGGUGAAGAACAAUACAGGAAUAGCCGUGUCGCUUCUUCCCAUGAUUGUCAGCGACCCAACUGUUCAAGUCGAGAUGUUUUAUCUCAACGAAAGCUCUGGAGUCAACGGUAUCAACUGGGUCCGCUCGAAUGGCUUCAACCCGGAUGGCGUCAACAACGAGACAUUUAAGAAUGCCAUUGAUGGGAGCGAUCUGGCUGCCUACUGGCCAUAUGUUGCCUACCAAUCAAUCGACAGUGUUCUUCAGCUUAUCAUCUAUCCAUGGAAGAUUAAGGAUCUCAAGAUUCGGGCCAAGCGGGAAACGAGACUUGCUUUGAUCCCAACAUCAAGAAACUACACAGAAAUCCAGAAUUCUGGCCGGUGGGCCUUGGUGUAUCAGAAUGAAGAUGGCAAGAUUACAACACUCGAGGAUCCCGCAAAUCAGGGGGCACUGAAAACUUACUCUGACCAAGAUGACAGUUCGAAGUCGUGGAACUCAUCUUUUCCAAAUAUUGUCACAAACGAACUGGCUUCGAUCGCUGCCUUCUCAGUGGCUGCUUCAUCUGACGCAGCCAAAAAAGAAGUCAACGCAUACAUUCUCUACCAGGAUGCUUCCGGUACGAUUCAGCAAAUAUUCAGAGACGGCGAGAAGAACGAAUGGCAGGAGUCUACACCAGAUGCAUUCAAAGGCGCCGACAAAGGGACUAGCAUAUCCUGCGCGACGACUCCUACUUGGACUUGGCCGACCAUACCCGAACUUGGCGAGAGGCUCCUCGAGUCAGUGUCGGACCUCAACAGUUGCUUCUUCCUGAAAGGUGGCGUUGUCAUGGAGGCUCGGCUAGACGGGACGUCCUGGACUGUUGCACAAGAAAUAAAAAUGGACAAGUUCUCCUGA
Molecule: messenger RNA, 1536 nt
Organism: Clonostachys byssicola
Lineage: Eukaryota; Fungi; Ascomycota; Sordariomycetes; Hypocreales; Bionectriaceae
Source: the annotation of a GenBank genome assembly